Messenger RNA from Limulus polyphemus (Atlantic horseshoe crab), 1019 nucleotides. Its product is annotated as collagen alpha-1(XIII) chain-like. The transcript has 10 exons. The record is from RefSeq and is a predicted model, not a curated record. NCBI's taxonomy places the organism in Eukaryota, Metazoa, Arthropoda, Merostomata, Xiphosura, Limulidae. The annotation marks the transcript as partial.
GCCUUGCGUUCGUGUCGUUACUACACGGGUAACCAGCAGUCUUUCCGGAUUUGAUGCACGAAGCACAUGGGCGCAAAGGAAGAAUGUACUACUUCAGGCCCUUGCGCCAAGAAGAUCACUUCGUGACAUUGCGUCAAAUGUUUUCGUGUUUCAUGUUGAAGGUUCUAUCAGGCGAGCGAUCAAAGAUCUUGAACUUACUUAUUCACACGUAACUUUGGUGCAGCAUGGAAAAAGGCGAAAAACGUUUCUUAACAAAUUUCAGAAGUAGUUAUGAAGAGAAUAAAGUAGAAGCGGACUCGUAUGUUAAGCUAAAACAACCCGAUUAUCCCAAAAGUGACGUUCACGCUGGUGAAGGAACCUCUAACCAUACUAGUGACCCACGACGAUGUCGGUUUGAACAGGCGGUAGUAAUAUGGGUUAUGUGUGCCGCUUCGCUUAGCCUCUCCAGCGUGUGUGGACUGAGACUAUGGCACGUGCAAGAUCAGUUGUUCGUUUUAAAGGCAGAAUACAGCAAACUGGAAAAAAGAAUACCGGUUUUCGAAGACAUUAAGUUACAGAUUGAUGGGAUGAUACAAGAGCGUUUAGACCGCCAUCUGGUGAUGACAAAUAGAUUCAGAAGAGAAGCAUCAGCAGCAGAGUGUCUUUGCCCGCCAGGACCUCGAGGGAUCAGAGGACCAGUAGGACUAAAAGGACAUUUGGGGCCACCAGGAAGACCUGGUUUUCCAGGUCCAAUGGGCUUACCAGGAAUUCCAGGACAAGGAGGAGCAAAAGGACAAAAGGGAGAGAAAGGAGACUCUGGAUACACAACAUACUCUUCAUCAAAGGAUGUAAAACGUUCUGUCACUAGACUGCAAGGGGGAGCAGUAGGUACUGCAGAAAUUAUUGUUUUUAAGGGAGACCGGGGGGAACCAGGACCUCCUGGUCCAGCAGGUCUUCCAGGGUAUGAUGGGAGAAGUGGACUCCCAGGAGAACCGGGUCCACCAGGUGAGCCAGGACCACCUGGACCUCCAGGAAAAGAG